Molecule: messenger RNA, 241 nt
Organism: Dentiscutata heterogama
Lineage: Eukaryota; Fungi; Glomeromycota; Glomeromycetes; Diversisporales; Gigasporaceae
Source: the annotation of a GenBank genome assembly
AUGAUGAAUCUUCAAAUAGUAGUGUAUUAGAAUAUAAUUUUUAUUUAUUUAGUAUAUUACGCCUACUUGCUAAGAUAAAGAAUGAAAUUGGUACCGAUAAAUGUGAUCUGACUACCCAGGCUGGGACUUCUUAUGUGAAAUAUUAUAUCCAAGAAAAAAAUGAGGAAUUGCUCAAAUGGUGCAACUGGUCAUCUUUUAUCUUAUGCUUAGCUAGACCUUGGGUGUGUGUUUUAGAAGUAGU